Messenger RNA from Lampris incognitus (smalleye Pacific opah), 6555 nucleotides. RefSeq names its product voltage-dependent T-type calcium channel subunit alpha-1I-like. Lineage: Eukaryota; Metazoa; Chordata; Actinopteri; Lampriformes; Lampridae. Gene Ontology annotation, molecular function: voltage-gated sodium channel activity; low voltage-gated calcium channel activity. The transcript is spliced from 37 exons. The record is from RefSeq and is a predicted model, not a curated record. Gene Ontology annotation, cellular component: neuron projection; plasma membrane; voltage-gated sodium channel complex. Gene Ontology annotation, biological process: positive regulation of calcium ion-dependent exocytosis; calcium ion import; sodium ion transmembrane transport. Bases 16 to 6555 code for a protein of 2179 amino acids.
AGCCUGUGCAUACGCAUGGUCUCCAGCCCAUGGUUCGAGCGAGUGAGUAUGAUGGUGAUCCUGUUGAACUGUGUUACCCUGGGCAUGUACCAACCCUGUGAAAACAUCGACUGCUCCUCAGACCGCUGUCAAAUACUGCAGGCCUUUGAUGCAUUCAUCUACGUCUUCUUCGCCCUGGAGAUGGUGGUGAAGAUGGUCGCUCUGGGAAUCUUCGGCCAGCGCUGUUACCUUGGCGACACGUGGAACCGUCUGGAUUUCUUCAUCGUCAUGGCGGGGAUGGUGGAAUAUUCUCUGGAUUUACAGAACAUCAAUUUGUCCGCCAUCAGGACAGUGAGGGUACUGCGGCCUCUCAAGGCCAUCAACAGAGUGCCAAGCAUGCGUAUCCUCGUCAACCUGCUACUGGACACCCUGCCCAUGCUGGGUAAUGUUCUGCUACUCUGCUUCUUCGUCUUCUUCAUCUUUGGCAUCAUCGGGGUGCAGCUGUGGGCGGGGCUGCUGAGGAACCGCUGUUACCUGGAGGAGAACUUCACCCUCACCACGGGCAUCAGCCUGCCGCGGCCGUACUACAUGGCUGACGAGGAUGAUGAGCGGCCCUUCAUCUGCUCCCUGCCCAUCGACAACGGCAUCAUGUCCUGCUCCGAUGUGCCCGCUCGUCGUGAGGGAGGCCGGACGUGUUGCCUGGACAAAGAGGACGCCAUGUACCGCCAGACGCUGGGCCUGAGCCCCGAGCCGCUCGUCAACGACAGCGUGGGCUCAACGGGGCUUUGUGUCAACUGGAACCAGUACUACACCAGAUGUCACACGGGGUACAGGAACCCCCACAAAGGAGCGAUCAACUUCGACAACAUCGCCUACGCUUGGAUCGUUAUCUUCCAGGUGAUCACUCUGGAGGGCUGGGUGGAGAUCAUGUACUACGUGAUGGACGCUCAUUCCUUCUACAACUUCAUUUACUUUAUUCUGCUCAUCAUUGUGGGUUCUUUCUUCAUGAUCAACCUGUGCCUCGUGGUCAUCGCCACCCAGUUCUCAGAGACCAAGCAGAGGGAGCACCAGCUGAUGCAGGAGCAGAGGGCGCAGUGCCUGUCCUCCUCCACCUUAGCCAGUGAACCAGGAGACUGCUACGAGGAGCUCUUCCAGCUGGUCUGUCAUGUCCUCCGAAAGCUCAAGAGACAUACCGUCACCCUGUUCUACACUCUGCGGGGCAAGCCACGGGGCUUUAGAGGAGUCGGGAGAGGGGUUGGUACGAGGGAAAAAGGAAUGGAGGGAAAGGCCAAUGGAGGGAGAGAGCAUGAAAGGAGAGCAGUGCUGAAACACGUCACUCAUUGCCCUCACCAAGGUAAACCUGACAGUGUUCCUCCCACUGGCCCCAUGGCUCUCACUGUCACCUCCGCCACCGACAACUGCCCUCACUGCACCAUGGCCCCGUCACUUGACGAUGGGGCAGGACCAACCUGUGGCCUGACCAGUGACGAGGCCGAAGAUGGAGCCGCGGAUGAAACAGAUGGGGAGGGCACCCAGUCGAGUGGCAAAGGGAGGGUACAGAAAGACAGGGAGGGCUCGGGGAGCUCUGCCGGAUGUAAUCCAAAACAACGCUGUCAGGACCUCUGGCACGAGGUCAGGAUGAAGCUGUGGGGCAUCGUGGAGAGCAAGUACUUCAACCGAGGCAUCAUGAUCGCCAUUCUCAUCAACACCAUCAGCAUGGGUAUCGAGCACCAUGAACAGCCAGAGGAGCUGACUAAUGUCCUGGAGAUCUGCAACAUCGUCUUCACUAGCAUGUUCUCGUUGGAAAUGAUCCUCAAACUCACAGCGUUCGGCUCUUUCAACUACUUGAGGAACCCCUACAAUGUGUUUGAUGGAAUCAUCGUUAUCAUAAGUGUGUGUGAGAUCAUCGGCCAGUCGGACGGCGGUCUUUCCGUGCUGAGGACCUUCAGACUAUUGCGGGUACUGAAACUGGUGCGGUUCAUGCCGGCUCUGCGGAGACAGCUGGUGGUCCUCAUGAAGACCAUGGACAAUGUGGCUACCUUCUGCAUGCUCCUCAUGCUCUUCAUCUUCAUCUUCAGUAUUCUGGGGAUGCACAUCUUUGGCUGCAAGUUCAGUCUGAGGACAGAGGCUGGAGACACUGUGCCAGACAGGAAGAAUUUUGACUCUCUGCUCUGGGCCAUUGUCACUGUCUUUCAGAUCCUAACCCAGGAGGACUGGAACGUGGUUCUGUAUAAUGGCAUGGCUGCUACUUCGCCACUAGCUGCCCUCUACUUUGUGGCUCUCAUGACCUUUGGCAACUAUGUCCUCUUUAACCUGCUGGUUGCCAUCUUGGUUGAGGGCUUUCAGGCAGAGGGAGAUGCCAAUCGCUCCUAUUCAGACGACGACCGCUCCUCUUCCAACUUUGAUGAAAGUGAGAAGCACGACUCCCUGAAGCUGUCCGAUCCAAAGAUCUGCACCCUGACCCCUAACGGUCACUUGGAGCUGGGCGCCAUGUCCUACCCUUCAGAGAGGCGAGGCUUUGCCCUGGAAUCCAGGAAGACCAGCGUGAUGAGCCUGGGCAAGACCAGUCUGGAGAGGCGCUCGUUCUCACUGCGUCACGGUCGCAGUUCCGCUUACCACAAUUGGGGACGACCUCUUCCUCCACAGUCUGCAUGGAGUCGCAGGUCUAGCUGGAACAGCCUGGGCCGGAGGAGUUAUGGAUUAGGUGGGCCUCCUCUGGUGGGGGGAAGCCUCCGUGUGCGCAGCACCUGCUCCCCCUACUCCUACGCCUACCCAGCUGAACAAGAGUCCCUCCUCUCUCAUACUCCCAACUAUCCUCUGCCGCCACACCAUCCUCCAGCACCUCCUCUGCUCUUCUCCAGACGCUAUGCUGCUAGGGGGGGCCGUCGAGCGCUGUCCUUAGAGCUCCCAGAACUACUAAGGGUCCCAGGUCAGCCCCCGGCUCACCCGGACCCAGGGAGGAGGAGUGGGUCCGGGACAGGGGCAUCUAUCACUGAGGGGUCUGGAGGAGGCAGCGGUGGGGGGUUUGACCACCAUGAUUGUAACGGCAAGACCCCAGUCCUCCAUCCACGGCUACUGGCUGAAGUUUUCCCCCAGGUUAAUGCCCGCAAGGAUCAAGCUAAACUGGAUGAGGAGACAGACUAUAGUUUGUGUUUCCGUAUCCAGAAGAUGAUGGAGGUAUACAAGCCUGACUGGUGUGAAACCAGAGAGGACUGGUCUAUUUACCUAUUCUCCCCACAGAACAAGUUCAGACUGCUCUGUCGGUCCAUUAUAGCUCAUAAACUCUUCGACUAUGUCGUUCUGGUCUUCAUCUUUCUCAACUGCAUCACAGUGGCCCUGGAGAGGCCAAAGAUUUUGCAAGGCAGCCUGGAAAGGCUGUUCCUUACCAUCUCCAACUACAUAUUCACGGCCAUUUUUGUUGCUGAGAUGACUUUAAAGGUGGUGUCUAUGGGUCUUUAUUUAGGGGAAAAGGCUUACCUGCGGAGCAGCUGGAACAUUCUCGAUGGCUUUCUGGUCUUUGUGUCAUUGAUUGACAUUGUGGUGUCCAUGGCUGGUGGGGCAAAGAUCUUGGGGGUGCUCAGAGUGCUCAGGCUGCUCAGAACACUGCGCCCCCUCAGGGUGAUCAGCAGGGCUCCGGGUCUGAAACUUGUGGUGGAGACGCUCAUCACCUCCCUCAAACCCAUUGGCAAUAUUGUCCUCAUCUGCUGUGCUUUCUUUAUCAUCUUCGGUAUCCUGGGAGUUCAGCUCUUCAAAGGGAAGUUCUACUACUGCCUGGGUCUGGAUGUGAAGAACAUAACAAACAAAUCAGACUGCUUGGCCGCCAACUAUCGAUGGGUUCACCACAAAUACAACUUUGACAAUCUGGGACAGGCUUUAAUGUCCCUGUUUGUUCUGGCCUCCAAAGACGGCUGGGUCAACAUCAUGUACCACGGCCUGGAUGCUGUGGGAAUAGACCAGCAGCCCCUAAUCAACAACAACCCAUGGAUGCUGCUGUACUUCAUCUCCUUCCUCCUCAUCGUUAGUUUCUUCGUCCUCAACAUGUUUGUGGGCGUGGUGGUGGAGAACUUCCACAAGUGCCGGCAGCACCAGGAGGUGGAGGAGGCCAAGCGACGCGAGGAGAAACGGCAACGCCGCAUGGAGAAAAAGAGGAGGAAGGCCCAGAAGCUGCCGUAUUAUGCAUCGUAUGGCCGGGCACGGCUGGCCAUUCACACGCUGUGUACCAGCCACUACCUCGACCUGGUCAUCACUUUCAUCAUCUGCAUCAAUGUCAUCACCAUGUCGCUGGAGCACUACAGCCAGCCACAGUCAUUGGAGACCACUUUGAAGUACUGCAACUACUUCUUCACCUCCACUUUUGUGAUCGAGGCCUCGCUGAAGCUGGUGGCGUUUGGCUUCAGACGCUUCUUCAAGGACAGGUGGAACCAGUUGGACUUGGCCAUUGUACUGCUUUCAGUGAUGGGCAUCACCCUGGAGGAAAUUGAGAUUAAUGCCUCCCUUCCUAUCAACCCAACCAUUAUCAGGAUCAUGAGAGUGCUAAGAAUAGCACGAGUGCUAAAGCUGUUGAAGAUGGCAACAGGGAUGAGAGCUCUGCUUGACACAGUGGUCCAGGCUCUGCCUCAGGUGGGGAACCUGGGCCUGCUGUUCAUGUUGCUGUUCUUCAUCUAUGCUGCUUUGGGUGUCGAACUUUUUGGAGAACUAGUGUGUAACAUCAAUUAUCCUUGUGAGGGCAUGAGCCGCCAUGCCACCUUUGAGAACUUUGGCAUGGCCUUCCUCACCCUCUUCCAGGUCUCCACAGGCGACAACUGGAAUGGCAUCAUGAAGGACACACUAAGGGAGUGCCCCCCAGGUCAUUCAGGAGGCGACUACGGCUGCCACGCGGGGCUGCAGUUCAUCUCCCCCCUGUACUUUGUGUCCUUCGUGCUCACGGCCCAAUUUGUCCUGAUCAACGUGGUGGUGGCCGUGCUCAUGAAGCACCUGGACGACUCCAACAAGGAGGCACAGGAGGACGCCGAGAUGGACGCUGAGAUCGAGCUGGAGCUGGCCCAGGGAGGACUCUGCUGCAUGAUGGGUGGCAUUGGCGCCAUCGCGGGGGCCACUGCCGGCAGCGGAAGUGGAGCUGCACCCGCUGCCAGCGGAGGGACAGGAGGAAUCGUGACUGGAGGUCAGAGUGGGGUGACACAUCCUGUACAGGUCAAAGGGGAAGAAGGAGUCGUUGUUGGAGGAGGACACGAGGGCCACAAGCGCCAUCGGCGAAGGCUGUACUCUCCUGCUCAGGAGAGCCAGUGGUUGGACAGUGUGUCUUUGAUGAUAAAGGAUUCAAUGGAGGGUGAGAUGAUUGACAACCUGUCUGGUUCAGUAUUCCACCACUACUGCUCUCCUCCCAUCUGCAGGGACUGUAAGAGCCACCCACAAGAGAUACGACUGGCGGAGGUGGAGCAGGCGUCCCUGUUGUCGGAGCAGCUGUCAGACAAGUCUUCCCUGGCGCUGCCUGAUGACCUCAGCUUGGAUGACCAUGGUACCUACCAGCUUCUGGUCAGAGGGAGCCAGGGGGGCAGCAGUGUCUCCCACAGCUCCGAGGAACUGCAGGAAGGGACCUCCCGGGGCAUUUAUAGAAGGCUUUGUCCCUCCAGUUCAGACAGCGAAGAGGGCGUCCAACCCAACCUUAACCCUCCCGAGCCGGUGUUGGUUUCAGGGGCUGAUGGAGAGGUCAUCAGUGACGGUGGUGGGGGGUCGACACCCGCUGACUUCCACCUACCAGCAGACUUCUUCCACCCGGCCACAGCACUCCCACCAGGCAGCCCUGAGGCUGGCGCUCCACCAGAAGGGAGGAGGUCAUCCAGGCUGAACUCCACGGCCUCCUGGGCAUCUCUCCGCUCACCUGGAGCCAACAGCAGGACCAUCGGCUCUCAGCACCCCUCCCACAGUGACUCCUCCCUGGCUACUGGCAGUUCAGCGGGCAGCCUGCACGCAACUCUGGAAGAGGCGCUCAACUACAGCGUCUCCCCAUCGGGUGACCUCGGCCUACCCAUGCCUCUUCUCUGCCCUCUUCCCAGCCGCUCCCUAAACCCCCAAGGACCAACCGCGGGAGCCCAGGGCCACCCUCUGCUAAAGCACUGCAACACCACGUUUAACCUCCAAGCCACAAGGGGGCACCAGAGGAGCCAGAGCAGCUGUGGCGGCAGUACCAGCCCCGGCUGCCCCCGGCAGGACUCCAUAGAUCCGUCAGAUGAAGAUGUGGGCAUGGGGACAGGAGGAGAGGGCAGCAGCCAGGUGUACAACAGCGAACAUUUGUCCGAAACACUAAGCAGCCUGUCGCUAACAUCGCUGCUCUCCCCAGGCUCUCUGGCGGCACCCCUGGUGAAGAAGUGGAAUAGCACGGGCUCACUGGACCAGACCAAUUUAUCUGCCAGAAGUAAAGAUGGCCGGCAGAUGUACAGUAUAGACGCUCAAGGUUACUUGGCCAGCCCCUGGGUUGGGGUGAGAGGAAGAGGAGAGGAGGAGCACAGUGACAUUAAAGGUUACCGUGUGCAAAGCAGCAGCCAGGCCAGAGACACCAGCUGCAGGAAAAAUAGAUGA